Triticum turgidum subsp. durum (durum wheat) is the source of this 999-nucleotide messenger RNA. NCBI's taxonomy places the organism in Eukaryota, Viridiplantae, Streptophyta, Magnoliopsida, Poales, Poaceae. The record is from the annotation of a GenBank genome assembly.
AUGACCCAAACUUCGAUUUUUUGGGUUGACUCGUCUGACAGGGCCUCCGCCUGUGGAAUGGAAUUGGAUGCGGUCGCCGACGGAGGGCCGGCGACGGCGGCCGAGGCGACGCCGACGGGCGUGGUGCGGGUGGAGAAGGUGAGGGGAAGGUCGGCGGUCACCCGGUGCUUCGCUAAGUAUCCGCUCAAGAUCAUCGUCCCCUCCAAGGUGGGCCCCGCCUCCUCCGGCGCCGUCUGGCUGUACGUCCUCACCUACGGCGGCGGCAUCGUCUCCGGGGAUAAGAUCUCCUGCGCGGUGACAGUCGGUGACGGGUGCACGGCGGCGAUGACGACGCAGGCCUCCACCAAGGUUUACAAGGCUGUGGGUUCAAAAUGUUCUGAGCAGGUACUAGAGGCAACAGUUGGAAAAGAUGCACUGCUUGCAGUUAUUCCAGAUCCCGUAACCUGCUUCUCAACCGCUCGAUAUUACCAGAAGCAAGUGUUUCACGUAUCCGGGGAUUCUAACUUGGUCAUUGUAGAUUGGUUUACAAGUGGCCGGUAUGAGAGUGGAGAAAAAUGGGACUUCAACUCCUACAAGAGUGUUAACCACAUUCUUUUGGAAGAGUAUCAGCCUCUGUUUAUUGACUCGGUUCUAUUGGAACAGGGCUCCGAUUGUACUAUUGCUGAGCGGAUGCAGGAAUAUAACGUCGUUGCAAUGGUUGUAUUAUUGGGGCCAAAGUUGAAGCACAUACAAGAUCAGAUGCAAGACGAAGUAAAGAACAUGAUGUCUGUACAACUGCGUCCUCCCACCUCUGGUGGAGGCCGCUACGCCGCAAGGCCACAGGCCGUACAACCCCAGAGCCCCCCGCUCGUUGCCUCUUGCAGUCCAUUUGGUCGCACGGGAACUGGCAUGGUCGCCCGGAUAGUGGCGGUGAGCACUGAGUCCGUAUACACCUUCCUCAGGCAUCAUCUGGCAGCGGUUGAACCAUUCCUUGGCGUCGCCCCUUAUUCUUCGUCAUGA